Molecule: messenger RNA, 1860 nt
Organism: Trichoplax adhaerens
Lineage: Eukaryota; Metazoa; Placozoa; Uniplacotomia; Trichoplacea; Trichoplacidae
Exons: 17
Coding region: 1-1860 (619 amino acids)
Biological process (GO): centrosome cycle; spindle assembly
Cellular component (GO): nuclear microtubule; centrosome; cytoplasm
Molecular function (GO): microtubule binding
Source: RefSeq, a predicted model, not a curated record
AUGGCUGAUCAAGCUCGGAAGAAACAAUUAUAUCGCCCUGCUGUUCUACAUCAGCAUAUACCCAGCAGCCCAACAAGGAAAACGUUAAGCCAAGGCUAUUUGAUCGCUCAGAUCAGUAAUGGCGACAAUGCUUUCCCAGAAGAUCAGAAUAAAACGGAGACGAAGCGGUCCUUAUUUCAAUCUGUUAAUACGAGCGUUCAACCGAUAGUAAAGGGAAAUGAUAAUUAUCAAGACGAUGUCUCCCUUUUUUCUGAUGAAGAAGAAAGUCAACAAGAUCCAAAGGACCUUACUGUCAUUGAAGGAACAGCACUAUCUAAAGAUGCAAUGAGAUCAAAUAUACAGAGUAACAUAAUGGCAAAUCAAAAUGCAAAUGAUGAAAGAUAUCGCGAUACCAGUAGCGAUGAUGCCAAUUUUUCUAAGCAAACAAGAGCUGCAUUGUCAUCGUUAAUGGCAAAUUCUCCAACGCCUAAAGUUGGCAACUCUCCUGUUCUAAUUGUUGAUGCCCUUGGUCGUACUGCCGAUCCACAGGCAACGGAAGUUGCCGUUGUAACUACCGUAGCGAAAUCAGCUGCUAAGGUUGUCUGCCAUUCUCCUUCUGAAAAAAAUUCUAAUAAAGACGAUAGUGUUCACGUUACUGCUGUUCCUCGUGUACGAAUUAAAAUCGCUGACAGAAUUGCUGAAGAAGAAAGGAAACACGAAGAAGUGGUAGAUAACGUAUUAGCAUUGGAAUCUGCCAGUAGCGUUGAUAAUACAAAAGUAAAGAUUAACGAUAUUGAAGCUCAAGCCCGAUAUGUUGCUUCCCGUUAUCUGAGCGGAAUAUCUACGAAUAGAACAAAAACAACUACGGUUGGUAAAUCUCAUUCGAAAGCUGAAAAGGGACCUAUGAUUGGUCGCCAUGAUCUACAUGCUACUAGGACUACUCCAAAAACUUCAAAUACCGGUAUUACAGCAAAAUCUUUUUCGCGACUAGGAAAGAAGCAAGAUGUCAUGGCUUCUACCCCUAGCGAUCGACAACAGGCCAGUAAACUGCGAACUGUCAGAACACCGCAAGACUUCAGUAUUAGGAGGAGCCGCAAUACAAAAACUCCAAUUGCUUCUGCCAGUAAGCGAAAACCACCCAUAAAGGUCUUGCCUACGGAUAAAAAGGAAACAGCUAAUACCACAGUUGACAACAAAGCGGAAACGAGAAUACAAAUGGAAAAGAAGAAAGGAUCUAUUGAAGUGACACAAUCUGAACUGGACUUAGUUUACGCUCGUUUGAUGCAGUGGGUAUUUGCCUAUCAAAAGCUGAAGCACACAGUCAAUACCCAAGAAAAAGAAGCCAUGAACCAAAUUUUUUCCAUGUGGAAGUAUCUUCAUCAGCAAAAUAGGAAACUGACUCAAUUAAAGUUAGAACUUCAACUAGCCAAGCAUACGUCUCUACUAGAUGAUGUCCUAGACAUGCAGAAAUCUGAACUUCAAGUUAUUGGAGAUCUAUUACCGAGAGUUAAGUCGGAUUAUAGCAAUCUUGCGAAAGGCCUAGAUGCUGUCAGCCAUGUUUUACGUACAAAAGGCAUACUAUACAUGGACGAUCAUGAUGAAGUAAUAAGUGCGUUAGGAGAAAGUGAAGAAUUAUUGGGAGAAAUUAUAAGUAUUACCCGACAUAAUCAAGAAAAUGUAACAGCAGUUUCCCAGUCAAUGUGUGGUUUAGCUGAUAAAGCAACUGUCGAAGGCAAAGAGUUGCAUAGGUGUGAGGAGUUACUUGGUGCGCUUUCUACUCUAGUAGUCCAGGAAAGCAGUUUAAGAGUGCAGGAAAUUGAAGAAAGUCGAGCUGAUUCUAACGAAAUUGAUAAUCUAUCUUUGCAUUCCAUGCAUUUUUGA